Molecule: messenger RNA, 897 nt
Organism: Saccoglossus kowalevskii
Lineage: Eukaryota; Metazoa; Hemichordata; Enteropneusta; Harrimaniidae
Source: RefSeq, a predicted model, not a curated record
UUUCACCCUCAUCAGGCGUUUGUUGGCAAAAUGACGAAAUUCAACCUGUGGAAUCGUGUGCUUACAAACCAAGAAAUUAUUCAAAAGCUUGACUAUGGCAAUAUUUAUUCAUGGGACUUUUCAACCCUUUCGAUGCAAGGAACUGAAGAAAUUAUAAAUGUGGAUAUUUGUACUGGCGCUGUUACAUGUGAUCCCCAUUUCACCACAUUGGAUGGGCGUCAUUACAGUCACCAAGGCGUCUGCUGGUACACCCUGGUGAAAGACAGCUCCAAUCCCAAGCCAAAUUUCGAAAUCAUUGCUAAGUUUGAACCAAGAAAGGAUCAUCCUAAAGGAGAAAUAAGAACCCGAGUGGUAGCUCUGAAUAUAACUGUAGGCGAUGACCAUGCUGAAGUGGACCGACUUGACGUAGUUUCUAAACAUGCAAAGGGAGCACUGUCCAAGAUACAUAUCAUUCAAUCUGAUGAAAAUGUCUUACUAAGUUUCACACUCAAAGAUACUACUUUCAAGAUUGAUUGGACAUUACGAAGACACAUAUUCAGCAUUGAUAUAUCUGGUCUUGAUUAUCAAGAUAAGCUUCGUGGAUUAUUGGGUAAUUACAAUGGUGAUAGCCAUGAUGACUUUCAGAAACCUGACGGUACUAUGGCUAGUGACGCUGUUGAAUUCGGUGAGAGUUGGAAAGUGCCAGGAAUUGAAUGUGAAUAAUUGUGUUCUGUAAUCAAAGGCAAUAUUAAUGGUUUGAAGAAAUCGUUCCUAUUAAUUGUUUCGUAGUCGCGCACAGCUUCGUGUCGGGAAAUUCGUAGCUCUGUUCCACACAGUAAAAUGUUUCAACUGUCCAAGACUUUGUAUUUACUGGGAAUAUUCCAUAGCAAUAGUUUAUGUAUUUAGGUGAUACUGAAU